CAGGAAGCUCGGCCUUGACCUCGAAGCAGCUCCGAGAUCCACUACAAACACUUUUGGACAGCGAAUUCUCUCCCGCACACCGGAAAGACAUUCUGCAAUUGCAAACAAAUCAUAAUGCCGGCCCCCUUCUGGACGAUCGGCUGCCUCUAUGGCGCCUCCUCCGUCAUGCUCGGCGCCUUUGGAGCUCACGGCCUCAAGAAACGCAUCGCCGAUCCGCAAAGGAUCGCCAACUGGGGAACGGCCGCACAGUAUCAGCUCAUGCACUCCGUAGCCCUUACCUUCGCCUCCGCCAUCGCACCACAAAACACAAUCGCAAUGUCGCUGUUCACGGCGGGAAUGACAAUGUUCUCCGGAUCGCUCUACCUUCUCACGCUCGACCCGCAGCGCUUCAAGUGGAUGGGGCCGGUGACGCCACUGGGUGGUGUUUGUUUGAUUGGAGGGUGGAUUGCGUUGGCGGUUACGAAGAGGCCUGUAUUUCCCAAGGUCAAGUAACCGAAUGCUUCGGUUGGAGAGUUGAAAAGAAGAAUAACGUGUAAGAUGCAAUUUGUUCGGAAUUGGGUAGUGAAAAGAAUAGGUGGAUAACCAUGUUCCGUGACUUAGAUUACGGAUUAUGGACGGUUAGAAUAUAUGUACAUUACGAAUUCAAAGAAUUCCGCUCAUGCUUUUGCUGUAGAAUAUAUGAUGGAUGGUGCCUUCCACUCUCAAUAACGACGAAUCAUCCCAAUGAACUGAAACCUUGG
Messenger RNA from Aaosphaeria arxii CBS 175.79, 740 nucleotides. Its product is annotated as DUF423-domain-containing protein. The record is from RefSeq and is a predicted model, not a curated record. The coding region runs from base 115 to 492 and encodes 125 amino acids. Lineage: Eukaryota; Fungi; Ascomycota; Dothideomycetes; Pleosporales. The transcript has 2 exons.